CGGCGGCGGCGGCGGCGGCGCGGCCCUCCUCGGGCACGGGGGGCGAGGCGGAGGCCGAAGGACCCAGCCGGGCCACCGCCAUGCUGCGGCACCUGCUACUCAAGCUGCGGGCCACUGGGCCGGUGACGGUGGCCGAGUACAUGCGGGAGGCGCUCACCAACCCCGGCCAGGGUUACUAUACGCGCCGUGGCGGCAUUGGCGAAAGCGGGGAUUUCAUCACCUCACCUGAAAUAAGUCAGGUAUUUGGAGAGUUAAUAGGAAUAUGGUAUAUUAGUGAAUGGAUAGCCACGGGCAAACCUAAAGCAUUCCAGCUGGUGGAACUAGGCCCAGGGAGAGGCACUCUUAUCGAUGAUAUAUUACGGGUCUUCAACCAGCUUGCCUCUUUACUUAGUAAAUGUGACAUCUCUAUUCAUCUGGUAGAAGUGAGUCCCAAACUCAGUGAGAUCCAAGCGCUGAUGCUGACAGGAGGGAAGGUGCAGUCAAACCCCGAGGACAAGUCUGCUUACAUGAAAGGCAUUAGCAAGACUGGAAUUCCCAUUUUCUGGUACAGAGACGUUCAAGAUGUGCCGCCAGGUUAUAGCUUUUACCUAGCACAUGAGUUUUUUGAUGCCCUGCCAAUACAUAAGUUUCAGAGAACAGAGAAAGGCUGGCGUGAAGUGUUAGUUGAUAUAGAUCCAGAAGUUCCUGACCAGCUGCGGUUUGUCCUGUCACCAUCCGGUACCCCCGCGACAGAAAACUUUAUUCAGCCUGAAGAAACGAGAGAUCAUGUGGAAGUGUGUCCUGAGGCUGGUGUCAUCAUUCAGAGGCUUGCCUGUCGUAUAGAAAAGGAUGGUGGGGCUGCACUGGUUGCUGAUUAUGGUCAUGAUGGAACCAAAACUGACACUUUCCGGGGUUUCCGGAAUCACAAGCUUCACGACGUACUGAGAGCUCCAGGCACAGCAGACCUGACAGCAGAUGUUGAUUUCAGCUAUCUUCGAAAGAUGACACAGGGAAGAACAGCUGCAUUAGGCCCCAUAAAACAGCGGGAGUUUUUAAAAAACAUGGGCAUUGACCUCCGAUUGCAGGUGCUCUUGCAGAAUUCACGUGACACAGCAACUCAUGAGCAGUUACUUCACAGCUAUGAUAUGCUGAUGAAUCCCAAGAAGAUGGGGGACUGUUUUAACUUUUUUGCCCUGCUGCCUCACCACAGACUUGUACAUCCUGACAAACAUAAGCCAGAAUCAAAGUCUCCCUUACCGCCUGUUGCUGGAUUUGGUGAACUCUUACUGAAGUAAUUUCAAAUACUAUAGCAAAAUGUCUGAUAGUAGUAGCUUUCAAUAGCAACUUAUUAAAUAAAUAAAAAACCCAAAAGGAAUAGAGCCCUGCAUUUUAUGGUUUCACAUACUAAAUGUUUUGCAAUAAUGUAAUCAGCAUAUAGCUACAUACACAAUAAGGUAAGAACUAAAUAUUUUGAUUUAUCUUUGAACCAAAAGCACAUGAAAUGUCACAUUACUUCUCCAGGCAAUUGUCUCGCACCAAUCUAUGCUUCAGGGCCUAGCCACGUUUUGGUAGGGAGUGCUAUUUCAGACUAAAUCUAGUGCAGCACACUAAACCUGUUGACUGACCUACUCAGAAUGGUAUGUGUAGAAAUCAAAUGCUGCACAUACAGAAACCAGUGUACAGAGAGCAGAGAAUGAACAAUGAUGUUUCAGGGUACUCAGCUUUGGUACUUGCUUAAAACACAAGAUGCCUUGACAUUUUUGAAGGUAUUUUUUAUAAAGAGAAUGGUGACAGGAACCAUGCAAAAAGCAUCACUAGUUCCAAAGCAUCUGCUAACAAUUCCCACAGCAGGGCGUAUUUAAUCACAAAUCCACAAACAAGGAAGUAUAAAGAACCAUUUACUUCUAAGAACAUUUGAUAGGAGAGAGAAUUCAUGUAAAUAAAAAGAACAAGUCUGAUAAGCUUGAAAAUAAAAUUUAUUUCCCUAUCAGAGGCUAUUUACAAACAAUGGGAUGUAUAAAAAUAUAAAAGUACUUGACAGUGUCCUUUUGAGGCUAUAAAUUUUACAUGAGCUUUUUUCUAGCAUCAUCAUAGCACUAUUUCUUGAAUGAACGCGACUUAAUUCAUCUAGGGGUAACGAUAUUAAACACUGUAACCUACUGCUGUCAAAGUUUGCAGUAAAGGUAGAAAAAAAGGGAAUAAAAAAACUCAGCUAUCUUUUUACUACUCUGAAGAAAGUUUACUCUUAAUGUAUGUCUGAUUUUUUUGGUUCCUCAACUAUUAGCUGCUUGUGGCUUCUAUUGUCUGGCCCCAUAAGUCUGCAUAUAUGGUCAGGCAAUCUCCUCCAAAGGCCAACAGCAUUUUUUUUUUAAAUACAACUUGAAGAAUAAAUAGCUCAUGUAAUAUUCUGGAGCAGAGCAGACUUCAUGGGG
This is a messenger RNA of Gymnogyps californianus (California condor), 2411 nucleotides long. RefSeq names its product NADH:ubiquinone oxidoreductase complex assembly factor 7 (gene NDUFAF7). Gene Ontology annotation, biological process: mitochondrial respiratory chain complex I assembly. Bases 81 to 1274 code for a protein of 397 amino acids. The transcript is spliced from 9 exons. NCBI's taxonomy places the organism in Eukaryota, Metazoa, Chordata, Aves, Accipitriformes, Cathartidae. Gene Ontology annotation, molecular function: protein-arginine omega-N symmetric methyltransferase activity. The record is from RefSeq and is a predicted model, not a curated record. Gene Ontology annotation, cellular component: mitochondrion.